Molecule: messenger RNA, 267 nt
Organism: Necator americanus (New World hookworm)
Lineage: Eukaryota; Metazoa; Nematoda; Chromadorea; Rhabditida; Ancylostomatidae
Exons: 2
Coding region: 1-267 (88 amino acids)
Source: RefSeq, a predicted model, not a curated record
AUGAUUGAGGCGAAAAGACGUCGCCGAUGGCCUCAUCAAUACGAGUACUGCAUUAAACAUUGGACAUGCAACGUGAUUCUUCUGAAAUGGAUGUCUUCUGACGGAAAGAUGCGGACUAGUAGCGAUUUCGACAAUCUAGGAAGCUUAGGUUCCAUUUAUAAGCUGCGAAGAAGGAAAAGAAAUCCUAAGAGUUUUUACAUGCUCAUCGUCGCCGAUUUCAACGCUGAGAUUAGCUAUACUUGGGCGGACUACAAUCAUGUUGUUUAG